CGAUUAUGACGGAAGCCGCUCAGGACCAACGAGCCAAAUUGCCAGGCUUUGGCUUUCCAGUCAAUCAGGAGCCAAACUGGUGGUACGAGGGAUCUCACCACGAUGGCCCAGUUACGAUGACUCGGCUUCCGAACGCCAUUUCUGACUGGGCUGCCGACUGCAUGACCGUCCGGGAGAGAUCCAUGCUCGCAAUGGUCAACCAGAUCACCGACAAACCAGAGUGGGCUCGAAAAGUGUUCGAUGAAGAGAUCGUUGCCAAAUGGCGGACAGAAGCCUUGACCGAUGAAGGCCACGGCUUCAGCUCGAAAAUGUUUGAUCAUUGUAUUGCCGAGCUCCGAGACAAAGCGAAAGUGUACGACGAAUCUGGUAUUAUUCCUAUUCUAGAGGGAGAUGUGGCCGUGGUCAAGUCCGACAGCAUCAUUCCCCACGAUCUCAAAGUUGAGCUCCAAUCAGCCAUCAAACCUCUCGAAAAUAUUCCAGAUCGGCUUAAGGACUGGCAUCCUGGAUCCAAUGAACAAGUUCUAGAUCUCGUUCACCCCUCACUAUUCCCUCUUCUUUAUGGACGUUCCCGAAUCCUUCCAGAAGGCACAGUAGGCCUUCUUAACUGUGUGGAGAGCUGUGGUAAAGGCGAAGUAAUCCCAGAGCCAAAAGAAGACGAUGUCAAGGUUUUACAUCUGAAUGCAAGCUUGAGAGGGAGGAGCCUCGAUAAGGAAAGAUUCUGGUCACGGAAAUUCCAAUGGCUGCCCUGCGAGGUGGUGUUGGGCGAAAAUGGCAAAGUACAGAUUGCUAGCUACAUCAACAACCUGCACCCUGUUCAUCAUGAGGGACUUUACAAGGUCAUCGAAAAAUUCAUUGCAAAGUCAAUUGCUCCGUGGUCCACGGUCUUCAAUUCCAUCCGAAUAGGAUCUUGUCAGCGCGUGCCCAUGGAAGAGACGGUGUACGAGUUUCCUCAAGGGGAAUCUCGGCCUAGGGACGAGGACGAGAGCUCUGACGAUCCCGAUGCCUACGAGAGGGACGAGCAAUGGCUGCAUGACACACGAGUUUUGGUGGAGCCUGAUGCCGUGGCCUAUAACUCGCUGGAUAAAACGCCAAAUGUCAAGAUGGACUUUAAGGAAUUUUCCAAGAUCCAGGUGAUUGUCAAACUUGCAACAAUUCACCUGACCCCAGAGAAGCCAGCUUAUGCCGGAGGGUCGUGGCAUAUCGAAGGACAGCUUAACGAGCACAUAGCUGCAACGGCUUUGUAUUACCUCGACAACUCUAAUAUCACGGACAGUCAUUUAGCUUUUAGACAGAAGGUCACUAUUGACGAAGAUAUAAACUUGAAGACAUACAACCAGAGUGAUUACGACGGUGUUGAAUAUGCCUACGACAUUGAGCAAGAAGGUCCCGGUAUCCAAGAUCUGGGGCAAGUUCUCACGCGUGAAGGCCGCCUCCUCGUGUUCCCAAAUGUCCUUCAACACCAAGUACAGCCUUUCAAACUUGUUGAUGAGACUAGACCGGGCCACCGAAAGAUGCUAGCGUUGUUCUUGAUUGACCCGUACCAGCGCAUCAUCAGUACCGCGAAUGUGCCACCUCAGCAGAAGGAUUGGUGGGCUGAAUUGGUGCGAGACGAGACUAGAGUGGGCGAUUUGCCGGCGGAGUUGCAGAACUUCAUUGUCGACGACGUGACAGACUUCCCAAUCAGCAUGGAGGAGGCGAAGAAAGUGCGCGAAGAGUUGAUGGAGGAGCGCAGAGCCUUUGUUGACGAGGUGAAUGAGGAGUACGAGAGUGAGGAGUUCAGUUUCUGCGAGCACUGAACUUUGUAGAUUUCGAUUCAAUUGUCUGGAAAAUGAGAACUGGCGAUACGUUCGUAGUAGUUGGAAACGAACGCAGGAGUCCUUCCAGCGGUGAAGGGCUGAAGGGCGGUGGCGGUUAAGUCCGCAGUGAAUGCUA
This is a messenger RNA of Mytilinidion resinicola, 1932 nucleotides long. RefSeq lists its product as uncharacterized. NCBI's taxonomy places the organism in Eukaryota, Fungi, Ascomycota, Dothideomycetes, Mytilinidiales, Mytilinidiaceae. The coding region runs from base 6 to 1796 and encodes 596 amino acids. The transcript has 5 exons. The record is from RefSeq and is a predicted model, not a curated record.